Molecule: messenger RNA, 3013 nt
Organism: Onychostruthus taczanowskii (white-rumped snowfinch)
Lineage: Eukaryota; Metazoa; Chordata; Aves; Passeriformes; Passeridae
Gene: FBXO9
Product: F-box protein 9
Exons: 13
Coding region: 523-1737 (404 amino acids)
Biological process (GO): SCF-dependent proteasomal ubiquitin-dependent protein catabolic process
Cellular component (GO): SCF ubiquitin ligase complex
Molecular function (GO): protein binding
Source: RefSeq, a predicted model, not a curated record
UCGCGCCUGCCGGGAUUCCCACUCACUACAGUUCCCGGCAGCCUUUGCUCUGCCGCUCUUCCCCUGGUGUGCCGCCGCGGACUACGCUCCCCAGCAGGCCUUGCACCGCGCCGCCGCGGGCGGCAGAGGCGGCACGGGCCGCGGUGCGCUCUGGGACGGGGAGUCUGUGCGGUAGCGCGUCGUAGCGGCCCGCGCGGGAGGCGGCGCUCUGACCUGGCGGGUUCGCCCGGGCCGUGUCCCGCCGCUCCCGCCGCCGGCCCUGCUCGCCGGGAAGAUGGCUGCUGUCCGCAGGGCCCGCAGGGACUCCCGCUGCGUGGUGCGCUUCUCCGACCGAGAACUCUGCUAAGUGCCCCUCGCGGGCAGGGAGGACACACGGACCAAGCGGGGGAGCAGAGCCCCCGGGACGGGACAGCGCCGCCCGAGCGUCGGCAGCAUGAAGCUGAAGAAGAUUGUCACCCUGAUUUGGUAAGAACCGAUGACAGUGAAAGAUCUGGUGAAGCAAAUCUUCAGGCAGAGCUCCAGAUGUUCAGAGCUCAGUGGAUGUUUGAGCUUGCCCCAGGUGUGAGUUCUAGUGGGUUGGAACCUCUGCCAUGCAGAGCAUCAUCAAGAGAACCUGGACUAAAGUCUGUUGAUGCCAGGGGAAAACAGGAGAUAGCAAAAGAGGAAAAGGCAAAAGAACUUUUCCUGAAGGCAGUGGAAGAAGAGCGAAAUGGGGCCCUUUAUGAAGCCAUCAAGUUUUAUCGUCUAGCCAUGCAGCUUGUACCUGAUAUAGAAUUUAAGAUCACCUAUACACGGUCCCCAGAUGGUGAUGGAGUUGGAAAGAGGUGUGUUGAGGAUAGCAAAGAGGAUGACAAAAUGGCAGAUCUCCUGACGGAUUUCCAGCAGCAGUUAACUCUUCAGGAAUCUUCAGUCAAACUUUGUCAGCCCGAAGUUUAUGUCAGCCAGACCCACAUCUCAGCAUUGCCUAUGGAAGUACUAAUGUACAUUUUCCGAUGGGUGGUUUCAAGUGACUUGGAUCUAAGAUCAUUGGAGCAACUAUCUCUUGUUUGUCGAGGAUUUUACAUUUGUGCCAGAGAUCCUGAAAUCUGGCAUCAAGUCUGUUUGAGAAUAUGGGGCCGGAGCUGCAAUAAACUUGUUCCGUAUACAUCUUGGAGGCACAUGUUUUUGGAAAGGCCUCGUGUUCGAUUUGAUGGUGUAUAUGUCAGCAAGACAAAAUACAUACGUCAAGGAGAACAGUCCCUUGAUGGUUUCUAUAGAGCAUGGCACCAAGUGGAAUAUUACAGGUAUUUGAGAUUCUUUCCAGAUGGUCAAGUUAUGAUGCUAACAACUCCUGAAGAUCCUCAAUCUAUAGUUCCUCGCUUACGGACUAAAAACACAAGAACGGAUGCAAUCUUGCUUGGCCAUUAUCGCCUUUCCCAGGAAACAGACAAUCAAACCAAAGUAUUUGCUGUAAUAAUGAAGAAAAAGGAUGAGAAACCAGUUGAUUACCAUAAAUACAGGUAUUUCCGCCGAGUUCCUGCUCAAGAAACGGAUCACAGUUUCCAUGUAGGACUACAUUUGUGCUCCAGUGGGCGCCAGAGGUUCAACAAACUUGUGUGGAUACAUCAUUCUUGUCACAUCACUUGCAGAUCAACUGGUGAGACAGCUGUUACUACUUUCGACAUUGACAAAAUGUACACCCCUCUGUUCUUUGCACGAGUGAAGAGUUUUACUGCAUAUUCAGAAAAGCCGCUCUAAGAAACACCUUCUCCUCUCACAACUUUUGCAUGAGUAAAAGGUUGUAGCUAAUAAGCACUUAAGUUAUAAAUGUGUAUAUAUUUGGAGCAUUUUAAAAUUCUGGGAAAUUUCUUGAAGGCAGUAUGUUCUAUUUGAUUGUGAGUUGCUGGGAUUUUGUUUUGAUUUUUGUUUUGAGAAGCUUAUGCGUGUUAAGCACAUUUUAUUUGUGAUAAGAAUUUGAUAAAGUUUUGUUGUGUUCAGUUUUUUAAAAAAAUAUUUUUAAAUCAGUUUUCUUAAAAUGUGAAUGUUCAUCUGCCUAGACUCCAAUUAGUUCAAAAGGAAUCAAUAGGAAAACCUCACUGUCCAUGGGACAGUGUGUAUGGUCUCUGAUGAGGACUCGAAAUGUGAAAAGGGAGAAAGUUGUCAUCUGUUAAACUCUGUGACUUAAAAGAACUUCAAAUAAAUCUUUUCUUUAAAUUAAACUUAUUUUGUUUACCUUUAAGAUCUGGCAUUUUGUUGACAUCAACCUUAAGGAAAAACCGUCAACGGCAAGCAAACACAAAAUAUAAAAUUUAACUGCAGAGGUACAUCCCCACCAAUGCAGUCAGUUGGUUAUCAGUGUAACUUGAUCUUGGUAGAAGUUCAGUGGAGCCUGCCUUCUCCACGGGAUGUGCGUGGAGGGGAGAGGGAUACAGGCAAUGAGUUGUUCCCUUGUACUGUAGGGCGAGUUUGCAGGUAUGUGGCCCUGCCUGGGGGGUGUCACAGUGCAGGGGUGAAAUGGUGGUGUGUACUGCUUGUGCACUGGCCUGGUGUGAAUGCACAGCUAAGCACGGCUCACUUGGACAUGAUUGUAAUGUGUUACUGCCCAUCAUCUAACCUUGCCACACAUGCUGUAAACCCUUUGAGCAUUUGUUUUACUAAAUAAAUUUUGAGGCUGCUGUAGAUGUUCAGGUGCUGUGUACUGCUAAUCAUGAAGUGUUCCUUGAGGUCUGGUACAGGUACUGUACGCUGCUUCUCCUGCAUAUAUCGCUUGGGGGUGUAGUGCAGACAUUGUAAUGCUGCUUAUUAUGUGUGUAUCUUGGAUCCUGGAAGAACUGAAGCUUUUUACUGUAGGUUUUUUUAAAGCCAUUUUGCAUAAUUUACCUUUGACCGUCUUGUAUCAAAAUACUGAUCUGGACUUGAGGACUAAAAUAUGAAAGCUGUGGAAAGAACUAUACUUGUUCUAUAAUUUAUAAACUGUAUCUUUGCAAGGAGCUACAUGAUUAAAAAAUACAUCAAUAAAUUAUGAUUUUGAACA